UGACAGUGACAGUCGAACGCCGGUAACCGGCGCACGCGCAUUCCAGUUAACGAUGGCGGUUCUAAAAAUAAUUUCAAUUCUGUUCCUCGUCGUGGCAGUAAACAGUCAAGGGCCAAAUCCCAUAAUACGUGUAGCGAAUGGUAUUCUGCAGGGCACGUGGAAAAGGUCCACCAAUGGAAGGAAUUAUGCCAGCUUUUUGGGAGUGCCCUAUGCCUUGCCGCCGAUCGGAAAAUAUAGGUUUAGAGAGCCGCAACCAAUGAAACCAUGGGCAGGUAUAUGGGACGCCAGCAAGCCGCUGACGGAAUGUCUUCAAUACGAUCCAUUCCGGAAGGUGAUAUCAGGUGGAGAAGAUUGUCUAUUCAUAAACGUCCACACUCCGAACCCAAAUGUCGGCGCUUCGUUGCCAGUGGUCGUCUUCAUCCACGGGGGAGCUUUCAUGUUCGGAAACGGAGGAGCUUACGGCCCUGAAUACGCUAUGGAUAGAGAUAUGGUCGUUGUGACAUUCAAUUAUCGCUUGGGACCUUUAGGUUUCCUGAGCACGGGAGAUGAAGCAAUAUCUGGCAACGCAGGAUUAAAAGACCAGUCUCUUGCCUUGAAGUGGGUGAGGGAUAACAUCUUGAUGUUCGGCGGCAACCCUGACAGCGUCACACUCACUGGUUGUUCCGCCGGCGGCGCUAGUGUGCACUACCACUAUCUCUCUCCACUAUCUAGAGGAACUUUCCACCGAGGAAUCGCAUUCAGUGGUUCGGCGUUUUCCUCCUGGACGCAUGCUGUGAAACCUGCGCAGAAGGCCAAGCAACUAGCUGCCGUUGUCGGCUGCCCCACCACCAACACCCGCGAAAUGGCCGAGUGCCUCAAAUACAGACCCGGAGAAGUCAUAGUCAACGCGCAAAUCGAGAUGUUUGAUUGGACACAACACUUUUUCACCCCGUUCACACCAACGGUGGAAGCACCGGGAACUAAGAAUCCCUUCCUAACUCAGUACCCUUACAUCGCAACCCAAGCUGGAGCCAUGCAUCGUCUCCCACUCAUCACCUCAGUCACUUCUGAAGAGGGAUUGUAUCCUGCAGCUGCAUUCCAAUUAGACCCCAGCAUACUAUCUGAACUGGAGUCGAGAUGGGAACACCUCGCCAGCAACAUGUUCGUGUACAACGACUCCUUGCCUCUGGAGCAGCGCUCCAGUGUGGCGCAGAAGAUUAAGCAGCAAUACUUGGGCGGUAACCCUGUGGGGCAGGAUACUUUCGCAGGACUUGUACAAGCUCUAGGCGAUCGCUUAUUUGCGGUGGACGUCGGAAAACUGGCUCAAAUACACGCCCAAAAAUCCCUCGAACCCACAUAUCUCUACCGCUACUCAUAUCGAGGACAAUACAGCUUAUCAGACUUGAUGACCCAAAGCGCGAAAAACUACGGAGUAAGCCAUGCUGACGAUGUAUUGCUGAUCUUUAAAUUCCUACCAUUCGAGCCGACAAGUCCAGAAGAUCUACAGAUGAGGCAAAUUCUUCUCGACAUAAUCUACAAUUUUGCCACGACUGGAGUGCCAAGAAUUCAGAAUGGUCCCGUAUGGGCGCCAGUCAAAUCGGGACAAGUAGAAUUGGAUUACCUCCAAAUAAACGGACCAAAGGACAUGCAAAUGAACUCUAGCGCCGACUUCGGGCAUAGAGCAUUCUGGGAUAGCCUCGGCUUAUCGAAAAUGAAAACUAUCGCGUGAAUAUUCGGGAAGAAUUGUAGAAUGAGUAUAUUCCUUGUUUUAAAAAAAAAUAUUCUUAAAUAUAUAUGUACUGUUUUGAUAAUUUUUAUUCAUAAAAAUAUCCUGUUUGUCGUGUUUUAUUUUUAAAUUGAAAAAUAUGGUUAGGUUAUUGUAGAAAUUAUUCUUAAAAAAGUUUUUAUAAUUAUUAUUCAUAAAACAAUUCAAUUUGAUGUGUUUGUGCAAUCGAAGUAAAUAGUCAUUCGAUAGUAACUCUCAUAGACUAUUUACUUAAUUAAGUUUACUACUUCAGAAAUGUAAAGAUAUACCUACUGAGAGAAAAGAUUUAAUAAAACGCAAAGAUUAAUAAUUUGGACAUUUUAUUUCAUAUUAUUAUAUACUGUUUUCAUUACAUGAAAAAGCUUUACAUCUUCCCUAAAAUGAGUAAUUAUAGUUAAAUUGCACACAAAUUCUAAAACUGUGAACCACAACAGUGAAUAAUAUAUAGUAAUUCCAGCUUACAUUAUGAAAUAUGGUGGGGCGUAAGAAGCCGAUGCACAUUGGUGUACCAAGGUGCUGGAAUGGCGACCCCGAAAGCAGAGGACUUGGUUGACCCCCACUAGAUGGACCAAAGAUAUUAAAUGCUUAGUAUUCAAUCAUAAACUAAAAAUGGAUGUUAGAAUGCACAAUACCAUUGAUGCAAGCACUUGAAGCUACUUUGCAAUACAUUACUUUCUUUUGCAUGGUUUCCUUUAGGAUUUAUGCCCAAUUUAACAGCAAAUAAUAAAGCAAAAUAUGAAUAUUUAAAAGCAUAGUAUUGAUUUUCUAAAACCAUU
This is a messenger RNA of Bicyclus anynana (squinting bush brown), 2520 nucleotides long. RefSeq names its product carboxylic ester hydrolase (gene cce-7). Lineage: Eukaryota; Metazoa; Arthropoda; Insecta; Lepidoptera; Nymphalidae. The record is from RefSeq and is a predicted model, not a curated record.